GAACUCCCGUCAAGACUGGGCGAGGCGCGACCGGAUCCCGCUCCUGACUUGCCCAGGCUACGUAGCCUCCUUGCGAAUCGUCGUAUCUCAUGAAGAAGAACACUAUGUCUCAUUCGGUGACGAUCAGGACGGCGACCGUCACUACGAGUACGUCAGCGAUCAUCAUCAACACUGGUUAUUUCAAGUCCUUGAGCGGGAUCGUUAAGCUUCUACAGCUUAUUCUUGGGACGAUUUGCGUGGGACUAGUGGGCUAUCAGUUCAGCGCGGGUAAUUAUCGGACCACGGCUGACUUGUUCUUCCUUCUAAUGACUACAACAUUCAUGAUAUCGACGUUCAUAUUAAUACUUUCGUGCCUGGCCUCGAUUUCAACGGAAUCGAUCAUUUCCAAGACUAUUUAUGAAGUAAUUUAUCACUCGAUUGCGUUUGGCCUGUUGCUCGCUUGCUCCUUGACCCUUUUGGUGCAAGUUAAUGAUCGGUACUCCAGAGAUCAUGACAGAAUGCUGGCAGCGGCCAUAUGCGGACUCAUCAAUUGUUGCCUUUAUCUGUGUAGUACAGUAAUUGCUUUGCGUACGUACAGAGGUCUAUGAAGAACAUGCAACAAGAGUUGCAGCUAUAUCCAGAGAAGUCAUUCGGAAAACGUAUAAAUACUAAUCGGUGUGACCGUUAGGAGUCAAUGAGAACAAAAUUUCCAUUUUUUUUUAGCUUUGGUCGCUAAGGUCGAGCAUCGUCUGAAAGACAAAUACCGAAUAUUCGAAGUAAAUCUGACUUCAAUGCAAAGUGAUUUUUUGGACAUAUGUUGGAAUCUUCGGCAGAUAUUUUGAUAACUAAUCAUUGACGAACUAGACAGUCUCUAACAUUUUUUACUUUUAUAUAUCCGUGAAUAAUGGAAUGCAAUCGAUACGCACACCAAUUGAUAUUUUCUACUUCCAGAUUGAUCCUAUGGACCAUUACUUAAUUCAUUGUUUGUACAUUUAUAUCGGAAGCAAAAGCGAUUUAUAUCCUGGAUAUUUUUAAGGGAAAUAUAUGUGCGCGUAUUCGUCAUCUUUUAAACAA
Messenger RNA from Orussus abietinus, 1053 nucleotides. RefSeq lists its product as uncharacterized. The coding region runs from base 90 to 587 and encodes 165 amino acids. The record is from RefSeq and is a predicted model, not a curated record. NCBI's taxonomy places the organism in Eukaryota, Metazoa, Arthropoda, Insecta, Hymenoptera, Orussidae. The transcript has 5 exons. Gene Ontology annotation, cellular component: membrane.